Scatophagus argus is the source of this 2395-nucleotide messenger RNA. Its product is annotated as protein downstream neighbor of son homolog. Bases 115 to 1992 code for a protein of 625 amino acids. Gene Ontology annotation, biological process: nuclear DNA replication. NCBI's taxonomy places the organism in Eukaryota, Metazoa, Chordata, Actinopteri, Scatophagidae. Gene Ontology annotation, cellular component: nucleus. The record is from RefSeq and is a predicted model, not a curated record. The transcript has 12 exons.
CGCGCCAAAUUUGUAAAUUGCGGAAGGCGCAACAGUAAAACACAGUCCGAUCUUGUGCUCUUUAUGUUUUGUUGCUGAAGCUUGGCUAUUUUUGAUAAACAAUUCCUCUGCAGCAUGUCUCAACCGGCAGGCUAUUCACCGAGCUUCAAGCGACCGGCCGAAAUUAUGCGGAUGAGGAGGAAAAGAACCCGAAGCGACGCCGGUGUCUUCUCUAGCCCGACAGCCAGUCCCGGUCAAAGCGACUUAUCUCCGGCUUGCGUGCGGCCCUUUUCCCCGGGACCGCUUUUCAGCACCCAGAAUCGCUCCGGAGGUGGAAUAAAACGCAGAAAUCCGUUCGCAAAUAUUGAGAAUACAUACAGCCCGAAAAAGAAACUGCUCAUUUAUAACGACGACGGAAAUGCUGAAGCUGCGGACAGUUACAAGAUAAAGAAAUCGACCGACAACGAGGAAGAUGAGGACAUAUCAACAAAGUGUCAAGGAGUCUUACCCUUCAGUGCGAGGCUGGCUGAGGCAGAGAAGCAGGAGCACCAAGAUACUUCCAGGAAGAAGCGUCUUACUUUCUCUGAAGAUGACUCUCUGUUUGAAGAAGAGGAGGAAGAUCUUAAAAGUCCACUGCUGAAGAGUCCCCAGGCCAUUGCUCCAGCCUCCAUAGCUCCCCCCGUCUGCACACAGUUCCCGGCAGACUGGAGCCUGAAGACUCGCCUCCUUUUCACCUCCCCGCUCUCCCUGUCGUGGGCAGAGCACCCCAAAGCCCAAGAAGAAGCCCUGGGGCUUAGCCAGCACUGCAGAGCUCAGUUUGCCCCUCUGCCACACAGUCUACAGGAUCCCAAGUCCUGCUCAGAGCUUCGUUGUGCCUUCCAGCAGAGUCUGGCGUACUGGCAGCACCCCUCCCUGCCCUGGAUCUCUCUGUUCCCCCGCAUCAAUGCUGAGAGGAGCUUCACUGGGAAGAGCACUCCGUGGGCUCAAGACGCAGCAGUGCAGCAGAGCCUAAUGAAUGAAUGGUCAGUCAGUCUGUCAUCUCUCUACAGUCUAAUGAAGGCCAGACUGUGUCCUUACUUCUAUCUCUGCUCCUAUCAGUUUACAGUUUUGUUCAGGGCAGCUGGUCUCGGGGGCUCGAGCAGCAUCUCGGCCUUAAUCUCUCCGACAACCAGGGGGCUCAGAGAGGCAAUGAAGGCUGAGGGUAUAGAGUUCAGUCUCCCUCUAGUGGAGGAGAGGAGGAAGAGCAGGGAGCUACAGAACCUGACUGUGCAGCAGGGAGAGGAGGAGGAGGGUGAACAGAAGAAGGAGAAAGCACAGGAGUGUUGUGAGCUUAAAGAGGAUGAGGACUGUCAGGCAGGUGAUGAAGGAGACGAUGGCGGAUACAACGACGAUGAAGACGGCAGCUUCUCCUGGCUGAAGGAGAUGGGAGUCCAGGACAAAAUCAAGAAGCCAGACAGCAUCACCAUCCAACUUCGUAAGGAGGGCCACGCCGUGUCUCUGGACCACAAGCCAGAGUCUGUGGUGUGCGUGGAGGGAUCACACACCUUCACCCUCAUCAACUUCCUCAUCAACUGUAAGAGUCUGGUGGCUGCAGCGGGUUCCCAGGCCGGGCUGCCCCCAACGCUGCUGGCUCCAGUGGCUUUCAGAGGAGCUGCAAUGCACACACUGAAGGCCCGCAGUGUGAAUGUGAAGAGUCAGGUUGGUUCAACAUACCAGAACAUCAGCAGUCUGGAGAUAACAGGACCCAUCCUCCCCUCCUCCCUCCACACCAUCACAACCCUCCUCCGGUCCGCACAGAAAGGAAACUUCUCGGCUACUCUUUACACACACACGCCUACUGCCGUCAUGAACACACGCACCACCAAGGAGCAGGUUGAUGUUGGUGCGGUGGACUUGUCUGGUUGUGGUCUGCAUCCUGCUUCAAUCCAGCAGUUUCAGCAGCCCUCCAGCCUGGGCAAGACUGCCCUGACUCACAUCAACAUGAACAACUACAGCUACACCUGGAAGAACUGACGCAGGGAAGCGCCGAUGACGCAGUUUCAGAAGACGUCGUUUUAAAAAGAAACAUAAACUCAGAAGAGAGUUCUGAUUUAACUUCCUGUUUGAAAAUGCUUUUACACACAGAUUUUAGUAAAUUGUACUGUUAUUUUUCAUCUUUCUUUUAAAUCUCGCUGUGUUCUUGUUAUAGAAUUGUUCUGACUGUUUUAAUGUAGAUAGAUACAUCAUUUAUUUGCUCCUGUGAAAAUGUGUUUUAAUUAUUUCUAAUUAUUUUUUAUUUGGAACAAUACAGUGCUUUCUUUCCAGUGCAACUUUUAUCCAAUGAAAUUUCAGGUGCACUGUUGCACGUCUUGAGGUUGUAUUCCACGACAGGAAUGAUGAGGAAAUAAAUAUGUUCUGUGUGCAGUUUAUUGAGAAA